Eucalyptus grandis is the source of this 1148-nucleotide messenger RNA. RefSeq names its product GTP-binding protein At2g22870. Lineage: Eukaryota; Viridiplantae; Streptophyta; Magnoliopsida; Myrtales; Myrtaceae. The transcript is spliced from 4 exons. Bases 69 to 983 code for a protein of 304 amino acids. Gene Ontology annotation, molecular function: GTP binding. The record is from RefSeq and is a predicted model, not a curated record.
UCCAGGGCUCUGCUCAGCUGAACGUCGGAACAGAGCAGAAAGCAGAGCAUCUCUCUCUCUCUCCGACAAUGGCGGUGGCGCUGCGAAAUCGCCUCUUCGCUCUGCAGCUGCACCCCCCCUCCCUUCUCCACCCCUCGCUCCGGCCGUCCCCGCACGCCCCGCUCUUCUCGCUGCCCGCCCGCCGCCGCCGCGGCCCGUGCUUCCACGCCUCCGCCGCCGCCGCCUCCGGAGCCGCGGGCCCGGCGGCCUCGGCCUCGGACGCGGCCCGGAUCUUCCAGAAGGUGUUCUUCGUCCCGCCCGGGGUCGACCCGGCCGAGGUCUCCGAGGACAUGGUGCUCCCCGGGUCGAACAUCGUCGUCGGGCCCUACGCGGGUCACGCCCAGAUCAAGGAGGUGGAGUUCCUGAAGAGCAGCGGGAGGGCCAAGGACUGUCCCAAGGACGGGAGGCCCGAGUUCGCGAUCUUGGGUCGGUCGAACGUGGGCAAGUCGUCGCUCAUCAAUGCUCUGGUUCGGAAGAAGGAAGUCGCGCUUACGUCCAAGAAACCAGGCAAGACUCAGCUUAUAAAUCACUUCCUGGUGAACAAGAGUUGGUAUAUUGUGGAUUUGCCGGGUUAUGGGUUUGCUAAGGCACCGGGAUCUGUUCGAAUGGAUUGGUCAGCAUUCACAAAGGGCUACUUUUUGAACAGAGAUACACUAGUUGCUGUCUUACUUCUUAUCGAUGCAAGUGUUCCUCCUCAAAAGAUAGACCUUGAUUGUGCGAAUUGGCUAGGACGCAACAAAAUCCCUCUAACAUUAGUUUUCACGAAGUGUGACAAGAUGAAGCGAGGAAAGAGGCCUGAUGAGAACAUAAGGAGCUUCCAAGAAGUGAUUAGGGAAAACUACCGGGCGCAUCCUCCGUGGAUCAUGACUAGCAGCGUCACCGGUUUAGGAAGAGACGAGCUUCUCUUGCACAUGUCCCAACUUAGAAACUAUUGGGACCAGUAGAAGGGAUGAGCAAAUCCCAUGGAAUACCCUCAUAAAGUCAAGUUCAACUUUCUUUUUGCUAUUAUCCACAUUCUUGAGAUAACAACUGAAUUUGUACCUCUCAAUGUGUACAGAUAACCCAUGUACAGAAUACGAUGUUUUGUAUCAUUUGAAACCUCUUUUUUA